Messenger RNA from Anthonomus grandis grandis, 3039 nucleotides. RefSeq lists its product as uncharacterized. The transcript is spliced from 3 exons. NCBI's taxonomy places the organism in Eukaryota, Metazoa, Arthropoda, Insecta, Coleoptera, Curculionidae. The record is from RefSeq and is a predicted model, not a curated record. The coding region runs from base 863 to 2788 and encodes 641 amino acids.
UAUACACGUUUGGCGAGUUGAAUUUUACGGAUUGAGUUUUAAUGUAUUAGACCUAAUAGAUAGAGAGUAGACAGAGAACGACUGCAUCGGUAACCUCCCACCGAUAGCGACGCCGAUUCUCCGUACCGCUCGCAAUGUGAAUUUAGAGUAUAGAGUAUAGUACCUAACUAAGGUAGUGGCAUAAAAUAUUGGUGGGUCACCGGGUAGCGUUUUUACUAAAUGUAACCCGUCACAGCACAAGACACGCCCCCAACAACGUCACCCGAACGUAUAACCCCAACACAUCGAGUGAAAAUAUAACCGAUUACAACUCACCAUGUAAUCAGCUCAGCCAAUGUGGGCGCAAUAUAAAAUGAAGACAUGAGUUGAUAAAGGUGCUAUGUCCAUUUUUUUCAAAAAAUGACUUAUUUGUAUAUUUGGUUACCUAAAGUCGUAAUACAACCCCUGAAUAACUCAAGAUUCUUAAAUUGUUAAUAAUAAGGAUUAUUUUAAUUGAUAAAGGUACUAUGUCCUAUGACUAAGUACCCUUUUUAAUUAGAUAAAGGUGCUAUGUCCAUAUUUAAAGCACCUUUAUCCACUAGAUAGUGGGAAAGUUUUAUUUACAUGGUAGGUGCCAUGUGACAUUUUAAGGUUAUGUUUGUUGUUUAUCACAUCGUUCAACAUGGGGUCGAGAAGUAAAAGAAUGUUAGAAUUAGUAAAAAACAAGAAAAUAUGUGUUUUAAAUAAAGGUAAGUCCGAAUAGAGAAUUUUUUUGUAGAUAGAAACUGUAUUUUGUACUUCCUUAGAGGUCAAUACCAAUGCGGUGAUUUUGCAGCCAAGCACUAGUGGGCUUCAAAAGAAGGUUAACUCUAAAGCAGACUAUAUGGAUAAUUGUACUGAUGAAAGUGUUAUAUCAGGCAGCGAAUAUUCCCCUUCCAGUGAAGAAGAUUCAGAAGAGGAUUCUGAUAACUCAAAUAUUUCUUAUUCGACGAGUCUCAUAAACAAAUAUCCGGAUGUUGAUAGAGUCAAACGUAAAAUGUUUCCGGAUAACCAAAAAAUUAAAAAGGUUCCGACAAGCAGCAGGGAAACCCCGGAUAGGAUUGACGUCAUUGACGAAGUGCAGGAGGAAAUACCUCGGGAAAUACGUAUAGAAGACCAUAACCAGCAAUUCCAUGUUACUGCCGAUGGAAUAAGUAAAAGAGAAAUUGUUAAACCAGUUUUAAAAAUAACUAAAAAAAGAGUCCGGAAACCUGAUAAUUGGAAACGAAAUAAAGCGGCAAAGUUAAGACAACAAGGUAAAGAAUAUAUUUCUCAAAAGACUGGUAAAGUGAUGGAAGCAAAAACAAUUAAAAGAGAUUUUCUGUGUAAAGAAAAAUGUAGAAUAAACUGUACUGAGAAAUUUAGUAUUGCAAGCAGAGAAGAAAUUCUAAGAAAAUUUUAUAAGCUAGAUACAAAUUCCAAAAAUAUUUUAAUUUUUAAAAGUAUUAAGAUGCAGGAAGUUAAUCGUCACCGCCCUCGUAAAAAUAUAAAAACGAAAGCUUACAGCUUUAAAUAUUUUAUUACGUGUGAUAAAGAAAAUACACUAGUGUGUAAAGAUGCUUUCUGCUGUUUAUACCGAAUUGGACGAAAAAAAGUCUUUAAAGCUCAAAAUGACUUAAAAUCUGGCCAGGUAAUGCCCUCACCACAUAAGCAAGGGCAUCACAAAAAUCCAAAAAAAAUAUCCGAUGAAGUAAUAAACUGCAUUGAAAAUCAUAUCAAGCAGUUUCCUUCAGAAGAAUCACAUUAUUCUAGGACUAAAAACCCACAUAAAAAAUACCUUUCCCCUUUACUAAAUAUUAACCGACUUCAUCAACUGUAUAUAGAGGAUUGUCAAACAAAAAAGCUCGAAACUAAAUAUUUCGUAAAGGCCUCUUUUUACAGACAUAUAUUUGAAACAAGGUUUAACUUAUCUUUUGGUGUACCAAAAAGUGAUACUUGCAGUUUAUGCGAUGCUGGAGAGAACUCUUUAGAGCACUCGAAUAAUUUUCAACUUGCUUUUGCGCAGCAGAAAGUUGACCGCGAAGCAGUAAAAAUGUCCAAAGAAAAAUGUUACAUAACAAUGGAUCUUCAACAAACGUUGCCUUUGCCAAAGCUAUCAACGUCAAAAUCUUUUUAUUUAAGACAAAUGUGGCUAUACAACUUUGGAGUCCACUGUUUAACCAGUUCUGGUCAUAAGUCCUAUUUUUUUACAUGGACUGAGGAUAUUGCCAAUAGGGGAAGUAAUGAAAUAGCAAGUUGUUUGCUACGAUUUUGUCUGCUUCUUAAAGAAGAAAAUCCCCAAAUUGAUCAUUUAAUAAUUUGGUCAGAUCAAUGUGGGGGACAAAACAAAAACUUCUCCAUUAUUAACCUUUUUCAAUACCUAAUAUUAAAUAAAAUAUUUAAGAUCAUUGACCAUAAAUUUCCCGAAGUUGGUCACAGUUACCUUGACUCUGACAGAGACUUUGGAAGAAUAGAAAAGGUUCUUAGAAAACAUCAGAAUAUUUAUAUACCAGACCAAUAUCGGGAAAUUAUUAGAUCUGCGAGUACCAAACAAAGUGUAUGCCUUAACAUGGAACAUUUUUUUUAUUGCUUUGAAACUCUACCUGCAAAACUUCAUUUAAACAAAAGACUCACUAAUAGUCUUGACCAAAAAAUAAAUUUUCGAGAUAAAGUGAAGUGGCUAAGAGUAAGUUGUUUUGGAAAAUACUUUUACAAAACUAGUUUAGAUCCGUUUACCCCAUUUAUGGAAGUUGACUUACAAAAAAAAAAGAGAACUGAUAGUACAAAGUAAUCAAGUUGUUUUACAAAAGUUACCUAAAUGCGGUGGUUUGACUUCUGAAAAAAUUUCAAAUCUACAAGAUCAACUUAAGUUUAUUCCAGCAGAGUAUAAAUGGUAUUAUGAUAUUGUUUUAGAAGAAUGUUUGAAAAACCCUAAGAAAAAACGUAAUUCAUGUUAAAUUUAAAUGUUUCUGUGUCUUUGUUUAUAAAUUUUUAAUGUAUCUUACUUUGCUUUUGUUAAUCUGCAAAUAAAAUUUAAUUUCC